UAGCCAUGAUUAUUGCAUUAUGAUAUCAUCAUUAUUGACAAAAUUCAUCAUCAUCAUCAUCUGAUUUUCGAUAAUUCUCUGUUCGUUUUUUUUUCUUCUAUUCAUUUCGGAAAUUCGGUGGAGAGAAUUUAAAGAUUGUUUUUUAUUCAACAAAAAUUCCCCAAAAAUGGCUUUCAAAUGGUCUUUGUUUUUGUUCCUAUCCACGACCAUUUUAUUUAUGAUCAUUAUUGUCAAUCAACAUUCAGUUUUUGGUCAAUCAACUACCACCACCAAAACAACAACAACAAUUUCCAUAAUAAAUCAACAGCCACAAUCAUUAGAUAAAUUAUCAUCUAACAGUUAUACAUUAUCAUCAAUGGAUGAUGUUGAAAUGUUAACCUAUUUUCUUCUUUAUAGAUAUGGUUAUUUUAAUCAUACUUCUGAUCAUCAUCAUCAUCAUCAUGGUAAAGAUGAUAAUCAAAAUGAUGAAGAUAUUUUAACUGAAUCAAAAUUACGUGAAUUUAUUGAAAAAAUUAAAAUUAAUCAAUUAGUACCGAAUAAACGUUAUGAACAAUCAUCAUCAUCAUCGACAUUAACAUCGGCGGCUAUUGAUCCGAAAACCAAAAUGUGUUCGAAAUUUAUGUUGGAAAAUUUAUUAAAAUCAAAACGAUGGGGGCCAUCUAACGGCAGUAGCAUCAAUAGUAAUAAUGGUGUUUCAUUAAUAAAUUCAAAAAUAAAUCUUAUCUGUGAAGCAGCAAAUAGUUGUAAAAAUGCUAAAAAUCUUGUCGAUCUAGUCGGUUUGAAUUCAAUACGAACACCAACAUUAAGUCAAUCAAUUGCACGUCUUUGUCCAUUAAUGCUGUUUCAAAUGCAAGAAAAAGAAUGUGUCGAUCAACAGGAAAGUCAAUUUAAAGCUAAAAAUAAACCAACAAUGAGUUCUGUUUGGGGAUUUGGUUUAUUAUUCGUAACGAUUGUUAGUUUUUGUUCAAUUGCCGGUGUUGGAAUAUUACCAUUUUUGAAUGAAUAUUCAUAUCAAAUAAUGAUUACAAUAUUGGAAGGAUUAGCUGUUGGUAGUUUAGUUGGUUCGGCAUUAUUUCAUUUAAUACCACAAGCAUUUAAUUUAAUGAUACCGGGUAAUCAUGAAUAUUUAUGGCGUGCUUUAAUCAUAUUCGGUGGUAUUUAUAUGUUUUUCUGGUCUGAACGUUUAAUGAAAAUUGUUUCAGAAUUUCGUCGACGAAAAAAAUCAAAAGAUUUUUCAUUACCAUCAACAACAAGUUUGGAAAAUGAUCCACAAAAAUUAAGACAAGUUCAUUAUAAUAAUCAAAUUCAUUGUGAUGAUCAACAACAAUGUGGUGGUGAUGAACAACAAAAUCAUCAUCAUCAAAAAUCGAUGGUAACUAUUGUUAAUAAUCAUCAUCCUCAUCAUUAUAAUCAUCAUCAUGGUAGCAAUAAUCAUAUUCAUGAUAAUAAUGAUGAUGAUGAUGGUUGCCGUGAUCGUACCAAUUCAAAAAUGUUAUCAAUGAAACAUGAUCAUAAUAUUGCUAAUCAUCAUCAUUCACAUUUACAUCCAAUCGGUGGUAAUGAAACUGAUGAAAUUGCUACAAUUGCAUGGAUGAUUAUAUUUGGUGAUGGUCUUCAUAAUUUUAUCGAUGGUGUUACAAUGGGUGCUGCAUUUUCACAAAGUAUUCUGGAAGGUAUAAGCAUAUCGGUUGCUGUUAUUUGUGAAGAAUUUCCACAUGAAUUGGGUGAUUUUGCUAUACUAUUGGGUUCAGGAAUGUCAAUGCGUAAGGCGCUUGGUUAUAAUUUUCUUUCAGCUUGUACAUGUUAUUUAGGUUUUGCUUUUGGUAUAUUAAUUGGUGAUUUAUCUGAUGCAACACCAUAUGUAUUUGCAUUAGCUGCCGGUAUGUUCUUGUAUAUAUCAUUAGUGGAUAUGAUGGGUGAAUUAUCAAAUAAAUUGGAACAAGCUGGUAAACGUGGCCUUUCACAUACAUUACAAAUGUUAUUAUUACAAAAUUUAGGCAUUAUAAUUGGUGUUAGCAUUAUGUUUAUAUUGGCUAAAUAUAGUGAUCGUAUCAAUUUUGAAGGAUUGGUACCACCGAAAAAUUCCGAUAUACCAUUUACGGAAUCAUAGUAGAUUCGGUGGAA
This is a messenger RNA of Dermatophagoides pteronyssinus (European house dust mite), 2124 nucleotides long. RefSeq names its product metal cation symporter ZIP14-like. NCBI's taxonomy places the organism in Eukaryota, Metazoa, Arthropoda, Arachnida, Sarcoptiformes, Pyroglyphidae. Gene Ontology annotation, cellular component: plasma membrane. The record is from RefSeq and is a predicted model, not a curated record. Gene Ontology annotation, biological process: zinc ion import across plasma membrane; intracellular monoatomic cation homeostasis. Gene Ontology annotation, molecular function: zinc ion transmembrane transporter activity; monoatomic cation:bicarbonate symporter activity.